Malassezia japonica is the source of this 798-nucleotide messenger RNA. RefSeq lists its product as uncharacterized. Gene Ontology annotation, molecular function: delta(3)-delta(2)-enoyl-CoA isomerase activity. The coding region runs from base 1 to 798 and encodes 265 amino acids. Lineage: Eukaryota; Fungi; Basidiomycota; Malasseziomycetes; Malasseziales; Malasseziaceae. The transcript has a single exon. Gene Ontology annotation, cellular component: peroxisome. The record is from RefSeq and is a predicted model, not a curated record. Gene Ontology annotation, biological process: fatty acid beta-oxidation.
AUGUCGCAGCCGCAGUCGACGACGUUCACCACGAAGGAGGGCAACGUUCCUCUUCUCCGCCUGGACCUUGACCCGAACACGCGCAUCUUUGUGCUGUACCUGCUUGGCGAGCAGACGCCCGACAACCGUCUGACGCACGAGCUGAUUCGCGAGGGUUUCGUGCCGGCCCUGCAGCACGUCAAGAAGCAGUGGGCCGAGUGGGUGGAUAAUGACGAUGUCCGCGAGGGUGCAGCGCUUAUCACCACUUCGUUGACGUCGAACAAGAUCUUCUCGAACGGUCUGGACCUGAUGAAUGCCAUCGCCGAUCCCAAGUUCUUCGACGAGUACCUGAACGUGCUGUUCAAGGAGUACCUUACGCUCCCGAUCCCCACAGUCGCCUCGGUCGGUGGCCAUGCGUUCGCUGGUGGGUUUACGCUCGCGUGCGUGCACGACUACCGCGUGCAGAACGGCCAGAAGGGCUACAUGUGCAUGAACGAGAUCGAAUUUGGCGCGCCGGUUCCCAACGGUAUGAUGGCCGCGGUCAAGACCGUGACGCAGAACCCCACGGUUAUCCGCAAGAUCGUGCUCGAGGGCCACCGCUUCUCGGCGAAGGACGCGCACGCGCACGGCAUCGUCGACGUGAUCGCCAACGGCCCCGGCUACGAGGGCUCGGAGGGCACGCUCAAGAAGUCGAUCGAGCUCGCGACGGCGCUGCGCUCGCGCUCGGCAAAGAACGCCUGGCUCGUCAACCGUGAGCUGCUGUACAAGGAACAGCUCGAGACGAUGAACCGCCCUGACAAGUUCAACAUGCCGUCGUAG